UUGAUGCCACCGCUCGCCAUCCAACUGCAUCUUUUAACAUGGGUUCCUUCGCCAUCUCCCCUUCUCCCGCCGUCUUCCCCUCCCACCACCGGCCGCGCCCGCCACCAGCCCGUAGCUUUCCGGCGAUCCCACGGUCUCUCUCUCCGGCCAAAACCUUAUUCUCAGAAAGAAGGAUCUUCUUCGCCGCCUCGCCGAACCCCGUCCGAUCCGGCCGGAGACCUAUCUCCGCCAUGGCCUCCGAAGCGACCUCCGUCGAGGUGGAGACGACGACGGGAAAGAAGGAGCUUCUGGUCUUCGAGAGCGAGGAGGAGCUUGCCGUCUCUCUGGCGAAGCACACGGCGGAGCUGUCGGAGAAGUAUGCCCAAGAGAGGGGAGCCUUCACCUUGGUUAUCUCCGGCGGGUCUCUCAUCAAAUCCCUCAGGAAGUUGGUGGAGCCUCCGUAUCUGGAAUCGGUGGAUUGGACAAAGUGGCACGUCUUCUGGGUGGAUGAGAGGGUGGUGCCGAAGGACCACGCUGAUAGCAACUAUAAACUAGCUUAUGAUGUGUUUCUUUCUAAGGUCCCAAUUCCUCCAGGUCAGGUUUAUGCUAUCAAUGACUCCUUAUCAGCUGAGGGUGCUGCUGAUGACUAUGAGACCUGCCUGAAACAACUGGUUAAGACGGCGGUGGUGGCAGUAUCCUCGGCAACUGGGUUCCCAAAAUUUGAUCUGAUGCUGUUGGGAAUGGGCCCAGAUGGUCAUGUCGCUUCUCUUUUUCCUGGGCACCCUCUCCUCAAUGAAAACCAGCGGUGGGUAACCUUCAUUAAGGACUCCCCAAAGCCACCGCUGGAGAGAAUAACAUUCACACUCCCAGUAAUUAACUCAUCAGCGUAUGCUGCACUUGUGGUUGCUGGAUCUGGUAAAGCUGGCGCAGUGCAUAAGGCUCUAGGGAGCAAACAAAGUUCUUCAGAUUUGCUGCCUGUUGAGAUGGUUUCACUUGAGGAUGGUAAGUUCACUUGGUUUACAGACAAAGCUGCCAUUUCAAUGUUGCAGGAAAAAGCAUGUCCGUAAUUGUGUAAAUCAAGGAUAUCUUCUAUGGUAAUAGUUACCUCCACAACUUUUCUGUGGGACUAGUGUUGUUCAAAAGUUUAGGUGUGUGCUUUGGCAUAGUUACGACUGUGGUUCAUGCAGAGAGAAUAUAAAUGUUGAAGUUGCUUGUUUUUGUUUCCAAUAAUGUUCGUUUAUUGUUCUCCU
Molecule: messenger RNA, 1229 nt
Organism: Phoenix dactylifera (date palm)
Lineage: Eukaryota; Viridiplantae; Streptophyta; Magnoliopsida; Arecales; Arecaceae
Product: putative 6-phosphogluconolactonase 4, chloroplastic
Biological process (GO): pentose-phosphate shunt; carbohydrate metabolic process
Molecular function (GO): 6-phosphogluconolactonase activity
Source: RefSeq, a predicted model, not a curated record